AUGAUCAGCUCCAAUUUUGGAGAUCUUCUAACGUCAUCCAAAUAUGGAGAAUGGGUCAUCGAUGUCACCGAUGCACUCAUUAUCAAGAACAAGAUCGGUUUCGUGGACGACACCAAACCGAAGCCAGCACAAGAGCAUAAGAAAGCAACCUGGAUUCGUUGUGAUGUUGUGGUCAAAGGGUGGUUGAGAAUCGCUAUGAACAAAGAAGUAAGGAGCAACGUUCGGUACGCAAAGACGGCAAGAGAGGUCUGGGUCGACCUCAAGGAACGUUUCAGUCAUGGGAGCUUGACCCAAGGCUAUGAGCUUCGGCGCCUCAUUAGUGCCCUAUGGCAAGAAAAACUCUCAGUAUCAUCUUUCUAUACUCAACUUCGUACAUUAUGGGAAGAAGCCCAAUCUCUUUCGCCAGCUGAAAUAUGUACUUGUGGUCAAUGCAAAUGA
Molecule: messenger RNA, 438 nt
Organism: Linum trigynum
Lineage: Eukaryota; Viridiplantae; Streptophyta; Magnoliopsida; Malpighiales; Linaceae
Source: the annotation of a GenBank genome assembly